Messenger RNA from Hansenula ciferrii, 1098 nucleotides. RefSeq lists its product as uncharacterized. The coding region runs from base 1 to 1098 and encodes 365 amino acids. The record is from RefSeq and is a predicted model, not a curated record. Lineage: Eukaryota; Fungi; Ascomycota; Saccharomycetes; Phaffomycetales; Wickerhamomycetaceae. The transcript has a single exon.
AUGAUUCACAAACUUCCUAUUGAACUUAAACUACGGUUAUUGGAUUUACAACCAAGAUUAAAAUACACCAAUAGAGAAUUUUAUAUUUUACACAAUGAAUUAUACAAGAUGAAAGUAUUCCAUUUAUUAGGUAAUGUUUCAUUAGAUAAGAUUUUCAAAUUAUUAAAAGUUUUCUCAUCAACUUUAGAGUUUUGGAAUGGUUCUUUAACAAAGCUUUAUAAACCAGAUUUAAAUUGGAUUUUCAUUUAUUCAUUAUUACAAAAUCGUAAAAUUUUCUUUCAAUAUCAAGAUUUUGUUAUCCAAGAAAAUACAAAUCAAAAUUCAACAAGAGUAUUGACUCAAAAAGAUGAUGAAAAUGAAUACAUUCAUAUAGCAAGUGCACAUGCAUUCCAUUAUCAUAAGAUUACUUAUUUACCAAAUGGUAAUUAUAAUUUUCAAAUUGCUUUAAGAAAUAUCAAAAGUUCAAGAGGGUUAGGAACAACUAAAUUUCAAUUGAAUUAUUUAAAUGAAUCUAUAACUGCAUAUCCUCCAAGUAUUAUAAAUGAAAUUUUACCAAAUGAUCAAUUGAGUGUUCUUAAUUUAGGUGAAUUUACCAUUGAUAACCAUGAAAAUGAUUUAACAGAAGUUGAAAUUAUAAUUGAAGAGAUUGGAAUGUUUCCUAAAACUGACAUAAUAUUGGAUUAUUUAGACUUUAGACCAUUACAUAGUGAUUAUUUAUACUAUUCAUUACCAGGAGACCCUUUCAAAACUUAUGAAACUUUUGUUAAUAAAAUUGAGAAAACAUGUCAUUUAGCAAUUGAUGAUAUAUGGGGUAAAGAUGUUCAUGCACAUUUACAGGAAAUGUUUGAAGAAGAAGAAGAAGAGGUGGAUUCUUCACCAGAUUUCCCAUUAACACCACCGUCUGAUAAACUAGAUCAAUUGGUUCAAUAUAAUUAUGUUUUAGAAGAAUCAAACCUUGAAGAUUUGAAAAAUUAUGCUAAAGAUUUCUACACUUCCAGCACAAGACAUGUCAAGAUGUACUUUCCUAGUGAUCAACGACAUUUCAGAGAAGAACACACUGGUCCUUUGCUUGAAUGGAGAGUACCUUUACUCAGAUGA